AUGGAGAUGGGGAAUGCUGAGGACUGGAACCAUGAGGAGUUGGUGCAGUUACUGGAGAACCUCAGAAGUUCGUUUCCGGUCGUCACUGUUUCUUCUGAUCCGAACUUCGCAUCUCCCACCAGCACCUACAAGAAAUUUGGCCGCUUCCAAGUCUUCCCAGGAGAUGAUGUCAUCAAAAGUUCAGCUUUCAGCUUUUUAUUCAGGACUUUGAGGUUGGGCAAGAGCCGAGAAUUUUUCCUUGACAUUUUCUCUCUGCAGCAGGCUGCCACAUUCCAUUCAGACUGUUUCAUCAGGAAGGAGCAAGAAGCUUGCUUGGAGAGCAUCCAGAAGUUGACCAGCUUAAUUCCAAUAAAUGAAUCUUCUCCAGGAUGCCCGGGGAUGUGGGACAACAUCACGUGCUGGAAGCCCGCCUUCGUGGGCGAGGUCAUCUUCGUCAAGUGCCCAGCGCUCUUCACUUUGCUCAACUUCGAUGACGGCUGGGAUGUGAACAGCAUGGCCUAUGCUCAGCCAGGAGAGUUGGAACUGUUGGACAGUCAGGACCAAAUUUUAGGCGCAUCUCCCGAUCUAAAAAUGGUGAGCAGGAACUGCACUGAGGAAGGCUGGUCAGAGCCAUUUCCUCAUUACUACGAUGCCUGCGGAUUUGAUGAGAACGACACGAUCCCAGAUUAUAAAGAGGAUUACUACUAUCUCUCGGUAAAGGCCCUGUACACCGUUGGGUACAGCACCUCCCUCGUUUCACUCACCACAGCUAUGGUGAUCCUGUGCCGUUUCCGGAAACUGCACUGCACCCGGAACUUCAUCCACAUGAAUCUCUUCGUAUCCUUCAUUCUACGAGCCAUAUCGGUUUUCAUCAAGGACGGAGUUCUGUAUGCAGAACAAGACAGCAAUCACUGCUUUAUCUCAACGGUGGAAUGCAAGGCAGUGAUGGUCUUUUUCCACUACUGUGUUAUGUCCAACUACUUCUGGCUCUUCAUUGAGGGGCUGUACCUUUUCACCUUAUUGGUAGAGACUUUCUUCCCAGAAAGGAGAUACUUCUUCUGGUAUACCCUCAUUGGCUGGGGAACUCCCACCAUUUGUGUCAGUGUCUGGGCUACCCUUAGAGUGCACUUUGACAAUGUUGGCUGCUGGGACAUGAAUGACAACACGGCCUUGUGGUGGGUGAUCAAAGGCCCCGUGGUUGCAUCAAUAAUGAUCAAUUUUUUGCUUUUUGUUGGCAUCAUCAUUAUCUUGGUUCAAAAGCUCCAGUCACCUGAUAUUGGGGGCAACGAAUCCAGCAUUUACUUCUUCAUGGUGGAAAGAAACGAGAAACAUGGCAUAUCCCAUCGCAGCUGCGUUCAGAAAUGCUACUGUAAAUCCAACAGGGCUAACCAGCACUCUUGCAGGAUGUCAGAACUGUCCACCAUAACCCUGAGGCUGGCCCGGUCGACCUUGCUGCUUAUUCCACUCUUUGGGAUCCAUUACACAGUGUUUGCCUUCUACCCAGAGAACGUCAGCAAGCGAGAGAGGCUGGUGUUUGAACUGGGACUGGGUUCUUUCCAGGGCUUCGUCGUGGCUGUGCUCUAUUGCUUCCUGAAUGGCGAGUUUCUCCCUAAAGGUGCAAUCAGAAAUAAAGAGAAAAUGGAGGAGCUGGAAAGUCAACCGGUACUUUGCUGUGGAUUUGAAGCAUCGUCACCCCUCCCUAGCGAGCAGCGGAGUGAACGGGGGGACCCAAUUGUCUAUUCUGAGCAAGAGCAGCUCACAGAUUCGGAUGUCAAGCAUAAAUGCGGAGAACCUGGCCACAUGAGCAUCUGAAACCCACCCCCUUCCCCAAGCAGUGGGAGGGAGAAAAAGCGA
Messenger RNA from Varanus komodoensis (Komodo dragon), 1833 nucleotides. RefSeq names its product ADCYAP receptor type I (gene ADCYAP1R1). Gene Ontology annotation, biological process: adenylate cyclase-modulating G protein-coupled receptor signaling pathway; cell surface receptor signaling pathway. The record is from RefSeq and is a predicted model, not a curated record. Bases 1 to 1791 code for a protein of 596 amino acids. Gene Ontology annotation, cellular component: plasma membrane; neuron projection. Lineage: Eukaryota; Metazoa; Chordata; Lepidosauria; Squamata; Varanidae. The transcript is spliced from 19 exons. Gene Ontology annotation, molecular function: G protein-coupled peptide receptor activity; peptide hormone binding; vasoactive intestinal polypeptide receptor activity.